AUGAGCCCCCGCUACCUACAGAGCAACUCCAGCAGCCACACGCGACCCUUCAGUGCCAUCGCGGAGCUGCUAGAUAACGCUGUAGAUCCAGAUGUAUCCGCCAGGACGGUCUUCAUAGAUGUUGAGGAGGUCAAGAAUAAACCUUGUUUGACCUUUACUGAUGAUGGAUGUGGGAUGACACCUCAUAAACUACACCGAAUGCUCAGCUUUGGCUUUACAGAUAAAGUAAUAAAGAAGAGCCAGUGUCCCAUCGGGGUCUUUGGUAAUGGUUUCAAGUCAGGCUCCAUGCGACUAGGAAAGGAUGCGCUUGUCUUCACCAAGAAUGGGGGUACUCUCACUGUUGGACUCCUGUCACAGACCUACCUGGAACGUGUCCAGGCCCAGGCAGUUAUUGUACCAAUUGUUCCAUUCAGCCAGCAAAACAAAAAAAUGAUUAUUACUGAGGACUCCUUGCCCAGCCUAGAAGCCAUCCUGAACUAUUCAAUUUUCAACAGAGAAAAUGACCUGCUGUCCCAGUUUGAUGCCAUCCCAGGCAAAAAAGGCACUCGUGUUCUCAUUUGGAAUAUCCGCAGAAAUAAAGAUGGAAAGUCUGAGUUGGACUUUGAUACAGAUCAAUAUGACAUCCUGGUAUCAGACUUUGGCACAGAAGAAAAAGAGACUGGUGGUGUUACUGCUGAGCUGCCAGAAACAGAGUAUUCUUUACGGGCAUUUUGUAGUAUUCUGUAUAUGAAGCCACGAAUGAAAAUUUUUCUGCGUCAAAAGAAGGUGACUACCCAGCUGAUUGCCAAGAGCCUGGCCAAUGUGGCAUAUGAUAUAUAUAAACCUACAUUCACAAAUAAGCAGGUGAAAAUAACUUUUGGGUUCUCUUGCAAGAAUAAUAACCAAUUUGGAGUAAUGAUGUAUCAUAACAACCGACUCAUAAAGUCCUUCGAGAAGGUGGGAUGCCAGGUGAAGCCAACUCAUGGAGAAGGUGUGGGAGUAAUCGGAGUCAUUGAGUGCAAUUUCUUAAAACCUGCCUACAACAAACAAGACUUUGAGUACACCAAGGAGUACCGGUUGACAAUAAAUGCCCUUGCCCAGAAGCUCAAUGCUUAUUGGAAAGAAAAGACAUCCCAAGAGAAUUUUGAGACCUCAGCCAUAGCCAGGAUAAUACCGAAGGUUCCUGACCAGACAUGGGUACAGUGUGACGAGUGUCUUAAAUGGAGGAAGCUUCCUGGCAAGGUUGAUCCAUCUAUAUUACCUGCAAGGUGGUUUUGUUACUAUAAUUCCCAUCCAAAGUACAGGAGAUGCUCUGUUCCAGAGGAACAAGAACUCAUUGAUGAAGGCCUGUACUUGAGCAAAGCUAAGAAACAAGAUCAAACUGUUGAGAAGAAGAAGGUGCCAGUGGAAAAUGAGACAUACCAGAUAUUCACUAAUCCACCGAAGAUCCCUACUAUUCAAAAUAUGGAUGAAUUGAAUAAUAAGACAAUUGGAUAUGAGGAAAUUGAUAGUCCUAACCGGCUUCCAUCUGUUGGGAAAGAAAGCAGAACACCUUCUCUUCAACCUAAGCCUCUGGAUUCCAGUGUUUUUCAGUUUUCCAGUAAGUACAAAUGGAUCCUAGGUGAGGAACCCGUGGAGAAACGAAGAAGGCUCCUGCAUGAGAUGACAACACCUCCUCUAGAUUAUUCCAUGCCUGGUUCUCACAGGAGGGUAGAGGCAGCUGUUUCUUACCCAGAAGGGGAAAGCAGCCAUGAUAAAUCUAGCUCUGAGAGAAGCACACCACCAUACCUUUCCCCAGAAUACCCAGAAGCAAGCAAGAACACCAGUCAAAGUAGGGAGGUUUCAGUUCUGUAUUCAGGGGUCCAAGACCAACACCAGGGGUCCUUGAUCCCUGAAGAAUUAGAAGAUCAGAUGCCAAGAUUGGUAGCAGAAGAGUCUAAUAGAGGCAGCAGAAACAUAAGCAAGGAAGAAGUAAACAAGGGACCUUUUGUAGCUGUUGUCGGUGUUGCAAAAGGUGUACAAGAUUCAGGAGCUCCCAUUCAGCUGAUCCCUUUUAACCGAGAGGAGCUUGCUGAGAGAAGAAAAGCGGUUGAAUCCUGGAAUCCAGUGUCUUAUUCUUCUGUGGCCUCUACUACAACCCCUGCUGCAGCCACUGGGGAGAAAGGAAGAGGCUACGAGGAGAGUGGAGGUCGUAAUACACCGAAGAUGAAGAACCAAAGAGAGCUGGAAGAACUGAAAAGAACCACAGAAAAACUGGAACGCGUUCUGGCGGAAAGGAACUUGUUCCAGCAAAAGGUGGAGGAGCUGGAGCAGGAGAGGAAUCACUGGCAUUCUGAAUUCAAGAAAGUCCAACAUGAAUUGGUGACCUACAGUACCCAGGAGACGGAAGGCUUGUAUUGGAGCAAGAAACACAUGGGCUAUCGCCAAGCUGAAUUCCAAAUUCUGAAAGCUGAGCUGGAAAGAACCAAAGAGGAAAAGCAAGAACUAAAAGAGAAACUGAAGGAGACAGAGAUGCACCUGGAAGUGCUGCAGAAGGCUCAGGGCUUUGGCAAAGCUUACGCGGCUGCGUGUCCACGUCAGCUAUCUCCUUACUUCUGUCCUCCCUCACUUGGAGCUUCGUGAGAUCGGGUUUGACUCAGAACAAGUGGAUGGGAUCCUGUAUACGGUGCUGGAGGCAAAUCACAUACUGGAUUGAGCACUAGACUAUAUACUCUAUAUACCCUUCUCUACCUGUCUCUUCUUUACCCUCUUCUUCUCUCUCCUUUUCUCCCUCCCUCCUUCCCUUACUUCUCGCUCUUAUUCUCUCUCUCUCUCUCUCUCUCUCUCUCUCUCUCUCUCUCUCUCUCUCUCCCUCACCUUUAUGCCUUAUAUAGAGAAUCUUCGAGUAAACCCUGGCUCUUAAUCAGUCUGCUUCUUAUUCAGUUUGGUGUGAAGAAAGAGGCUAGGUCACUAGGCUUUGAAGAAUUCCAGGAACAGAAGAGCAAUAGUCACCAAACCAGGUGACUUGAAAGCUUUAAUUUUCAUUACUUAGAUACCUGGCCUAUUUUAUAUCCUUCCUGAAAUGGUUUGUAUUGAUGUAGGUUAAAUCGGUCAGCGAAUAUUGGGUCCAAUGUACUAGGUGUUUGGGGAUAAAUUAAGAAGUAUAACUCAUGGUUUCAGCCAUCAAAGAUCUAACAAUCUAGUUGGAAACACAAGACAUGCCAAGUUAACUAACUUGUACAGACAUGAUGGGAAAAUUCUAGGGGAGGAAAAUCAAGGAAGGCAUCACCACAUAAGUGGGACCUAAACUAAGGUUUGUUUAAAGAGUGAGCAUGACCACACUUAAGAACAGUUGUUUUUUAGGUGGUAAGACUGUGGUUGAUAUUUUUUUCUUCUUGCUAUCUUCCUGCCUUUUUCAAAUUUUCUAUAAUAAACCUGUUAUUAUUUUUACAUUGAAAAAAAUUGUUUUUAAAGAGAAUGAGUAGGCUUGAAUUUAGAUAUCAAGUGAGAGACUGAGAAAAUAUAAGUUAAUUUUAUAUUUAUACUUCAUUAUAUUUAGCAUUAUCUCUGGAAGAAUAGCAUGAACAAAGGCACAGAAAAAGCUAGAAUGUGAAAAAUGUAUUUGGUAGGAGUGAUGGGUUAAUGUAAAGGGAACUAAAGUUAAAUCAUGACCCAUCUCUGUGGUGUUUGCAUUUUAAGAAGGAAUUCUCGAAAAAGAAAUCUUCAAGGCUCAGUUUCAAAAAUAGAUGUAUCACCAAACUGUGGGACUUCAGGUAGUAGGGGAGCUAUUUUAGAGCAGGGAGAUCUAUUUGAUAUUCCUCAGAAUAUACUGCUUUACCUGUUCUUCAGGCUAGUGCUGAAUGAGGGGUAGAUCUCGUAUUAUUAGAAAUAGUAAAAGUUAUACUCUUGUAAAAGUAGACAUUUUGUUUAUUCAUUGCUAUAUGGUAUUUAUAUAGCACAUGCUCUCCAAAGAGUUCAAGGUACUCUUCAAAAGACAUUGAACAAUAAACACGUAAAAACAUAACAACAAUGAAAUACAGGAGAAAUAAUAAAAGGGAGGUGGGAUCAAGCAAUUGCAAAAGGAUUAGCUAGUCCAGAGGAAUGUUUUGGUAUUUGCUCUGUUUCUCUUCUGCAGUUACUUCAGAAGACUUUCCUAAAGUUAUUUUAUCUCCUUUGAAAGGAGGCUCAUCAUAGAUCUUCCUGUGAGACCACAAGGAAUAGGGCAAGGCCAGAGCCAGGCUUCACCAUUAAAAUGAGUCCUUAAAGAUAUUCCCUGCCCCCUUCCCUUCACCUUACUGCCGCUCUAGCCUGCCCUGUGAUUAUUUCUCAUAUCAGACAUUUGGACUAUGAUAUUGAGAGCCCCAGUUAUCUAAAUAUUACUCAGAGAAGGAUGGUGGGGGUGGGGGUAACAUUCAGCCAUUCUCUUAGUGAUGUUUGCUCUUCUCAUGGGGGCUGAGAAAGGUGUGGCUUUGCACAGAUACAGACAAUAUGAAUGAAAAGGUGAUAUAGGAAAUAAUUCAGAACAUUGAAGGUUCAGCCUCUGUGUGUGUGCAUGUGUGUGUAAGAAAGGUAUGGUGAACGAGGGGGCAGAGUAGGAGGGAGUAUAGGCCGUUGGGCUGUAAAAAAGAAUGGUGGACAAUCUUAACUCAUCUCUACUAGUGCUUACUUUCAGCCCAUUUCCUAGUGUCAACCCCGUAUUGUUUCUUCCAGUAGCAGUUACUGUGUGUGUCCAUUUACUAUAAUACCAGAGCUACCUCUGUUACCUAUUCGCAGUGAAAUUAGAACAGAUGAGAUCCCUUUAACCAUGUUAGAUGCCAUGGUGGAAAGAUUGAAAAGUGUCACCCAGUCGUACCAGAGCUUAUGAUACAGUGUGUGUGUGUGUGGAGGGGCGGGGGGAGCGGGAAGAACAAAGUGGGUGCCUCCUCCUGGCUAUCCUCUUAGGUUAACAUAAUCAUAAUUCUUUCAAAUGUUUCUCAUAUUUGCCCUUUAACUUUCCACUUCCACCAUCAACAUUUAGAUUCUUUUUACCUCAUGCCUUCAUCACUGAAAUAGAUUCUUAACUGGCCUCCCUCGCCUCCUGUUCUCUCUCCUUCAAUCCACCCUACUCACUGUCACUAAAUUGCUUUUAAUGAUCUCAUCAGGUUAUGCCUCAGCUCCAAGGCUUUCUUAGUGCUCCCGGUUGCCCAACAAGCACAAUACAAAUUCCCAUCUGGCUUCAACCAUGCCCUCUAGACUCAUCUUCCAGCAUUUCAAACACAAACCACAUUCCAUCCAAAAUGAACUAUUUCUUGGUUUCUGGACCUGCCUUGAGAUUUUCACCAUCUCUGCCUUUGCCUGGAAUGUUCUCCCUUAACAUCUUCUCUUUGGCUCAAGUGUCAACUUUUUUCCUGAAAAUUCUUCUGAAUAACUCAGCCAGACAUGACGUUUUCUUUGAACAUGUAAGUUUUGUGACACUUAUAAGGCUCCUAUCACAAACUUCCAUGUCCUGUCUUCUCUAUUAGAAAGCACCAAUUCAAAUAUUCAGCUGCCUACUUGACAUUUACACUUAAUGUCUCACAGGCAUGUCAAGUAAAACGUGUUAAAAAUAAAUAGUGACGCACACUCUAGGACUGUUCCCUCAAUUUUCCUCAUUCGAAAAACUGGCACGUCUACCCAACCAGUCGCAUGAGCUAGAAACCUGGAAGUCAUCCUUAAUUUUCCUCGUCUUUAGUCCCCCACAUCCAGUCUGUCAGAAAGUCUGUCAGCUCUAUCUGCAAAGUAUAUCUUGACUUUACUCACUUUUACCACAGCUCACUUAAUCCAAACCACCAUCUCUUACAGGUAAUUGCAACUCCUAACUGGUAUCCUUGCUUUCAUUCUUAUUCCCACAAUUGUCUUAUCACUAUAGCCAGAAUGGUUUUUGAAAAAAUAUAAGUCAGAUCAUGUGAUUCCUUGCUUAAAGCCCUUCAAUGACUUCUCAUUGCACUUAGAUAGAAUCCAUACUCCUUACAGUGUCCUCCGAGACCCCUGCCUAUUUCUUCUACUUUGGCUCUUGCAACUCUUCAUCAUAUCUCACUUUUCCCCUUGCUCACUGCUGUCUUCCCACUGAAACAGGUCAGGCUCUGAUUUUAUUCAUAUUGUCCCCUGUCCUAAAAUGCUUGUAUCUCCAGUCUUGGCAUGGCUGGCUAUUCCUCAUUAUUCAGGUCUUAGUGUAAGUGUCAACUUUCUCAGACAGGCCUUCCUGGCAACCUUUUUUCUCGGUCUACCCUAUUUUAUCACUGUUUCCUGUUGUGUUUAAUUCAUAACACUUUGCACAAUUUGCAGUUAUAUAUUUGGCUGUUUACUUUCACUCAUCCAACAAAUAUUUAUUGGGUACCUACUAUGUUUUGUGUGAUGUACAGUGGUGAACAUAACACAUGUGGUCCCUGUCUGCCCCUUUCACUAAUGGUAUGUUCCAUGAAGGGAAGGCUCAUGCCUGUUUUUACUAAUCACUGUAUCCCAGAGCUUCUCAUAGUGCCUGGUGUAUAGUAGGUAAUCAAUAAAUAAUUGUUAGUGGUAGGAACUGUGUUUUGUUCAUAUUUUCAUCUCUCUCAAGAGCCUAAAACAGUGCCUCAUUCAUAGAAGGGGCUGGAUACAUAAGAGUAUGAAUGAGGUAGAUAAUCCCGGAUAUUAAAUUCUGAAAAUGAAAGACUGAGAUAAUAAGAGCUACAAGUUACGGGGGGCAGUCAGUGUGCACUGGAGUGUCCUAGUGUUUCUCUUUAGCUGAUCUUUGAAUAAUUAGAAAGGCUAUCAAAGGAGAAAGGGAAGAUGUUCUGAAUAUUACAGAAUUACAGAAUUUAGUCAGGUGAACUCCAUAGAGACCAUAUCUUGAGAGUGAAAGCUAAAAGAAAAAAAAAAUUCUAAGGAGCCUUCUGUUCACUUUUUCCAAGAGUAGCCAGUUUAUUUCAAGAGAAGAAAGAGGAGCUAUCCAUAAGCAAAGAACAGACAGAACAAGCUUCAAGGAAACAAGUUCCUGGCUCAUGUCAGGAAGUCAGUGCAUUGUUGGAUAAACAAAUUGGACCUUGCAGAGGACUAAGUCAGAGGCUUUGUGGCCCCAGGGAACAGGAAUAUUUGCUCACCCAUGUCCAGCGAUUGCAAAUAAUCUGGGGGUAACAACAGAGACACAGGCUUGAUUGGCAGGGUCUCAGUUCCCAAAGGCAAUCUCCAGAUAGAAUGUGUUUCAGAGUUCUGUAUUGUGAAUUAAAACCUCUUUCUUUAGUACAGUGUUAAGAGUGAAGGUAUGGAGGUAUGCUCAGGAAAGCUUGAAGGGGUAAGCUCAGGCUAAGUAAAGUGUAAAUCCGUUCCCCCCACACCCCCACCCAAAUAACUUGUACUUGGUGACAAGGACAUUCCUAACUCGUUUCUUAGGCAUAGAGGACAUUCAGGAACCAUACUUUCUGAAUCAAAAAUCAGGGCACAUGCUUAGUUAAUAAAGUAGACAAUUUGAAAGAACUGACAAAUAGUCUUGGGUAUAUUAAAGUUUUAGUCAUUGAGACAUAUAGCAUUCAUUUUCUAAUGGAAAAUAAAAUCUGCGGGAAAAAA
This is a messenger RNA of Pteropus alecto (black flying fox), 7518 nucleotides long. It is a transcript of the gene MORC4, whose product is annotated as MORC family CW-type zinc finger 4. The transcript has 16 exons. The record is from RefSeq and is a predicted model, not a curated record. Gene Ontology annotation, cellular component: nucleoplasm; nucleus. Gene Ontology annotation, molecular function: zinc ion binding; ATP hydrolysis activity. Lineage: Eukaryota; Metazoa; Chordata; Mammalia; Chiroptera; Pteropodidae. Bases 1 to 2601 code for a protein of 866 amino acids.